Pecten maximus is the source of this 795-nucleotide messenger RNA. Its product is annotated as kelch-like protein 36. Gene Ontology annotation, molecular function: protein binding. The transcript has a single exon. The record is from RefSeq and is a predicted model, not a curated record. NCBI's taxonomy places the organism in Eukaryota, Metazoa, Mollusca, Bivalvia, Pectinida, Pectinidae. The coding region runs from base 1 to 795 and encodes 264 amino acids.
AUGAACAAUUGUCUUUAUGUUGUCGGCGGCUGUUUCAAUGACAACAUGCAGGAAAUCGUCCAUAACUAUGGUUUUAAAUACGACCCUGCAACCCACGCGUGGAGUUCUAUUUCUCCGAUGAGAUCUGAACGCUGUCGUUUUUUUCUAGCUGAGGUCAAAGGAAAACUUUAUGCAAUCGGUGGUGAUCCUUCAGCUAGUAACCCUCUUGCAGAGGAUGCGGCUCCGUGUGAGUGCUAUAAUCCUGAGGAAAACAGUUGGACUCCGAUCUUGUCAAUGCCGAUCAAUCGGUCACAGCAUGCUGGGGUGGCAGUUGGCGACUUCCUAUAUGUCUCAGGCGGACUACAAGACAUUGAAGAAGAAACUUUCUCUGACUUCUAUAAGUAUGAUACAAACUCCAACAUCUGGACCACUCUGCCCCCGAUGUUGAUGCCACGGGCAGACCACACACUAUUCGUAUAUAACGGUCUGAUACAUGUGAUUGGUGGAUGGUACGAGGAUCUGGCCAAUCAGCAGCGGCGUAUGGCAGCAAACAUAGACCGGUUCAUUGAAGAUGAGAAUCGGUGGGAGACUGUGGGCGUUGUUCCCCAUCCCCGUCUAUAUGCGACUUACUCCGUAGUUGAAGGCAGUGUCUCUGUCAUUGGUGGCUGGAUUAAUGGGGACUACAUGAGGAAGGCACAUACGAUUCAGACAUAUGAUCUAGUGACCGGAAACUGGACAGAGGAAGAUAGUAGACAGAUAGAGCUUUGGGAACAUAGUGUAUGUUCUAUGUACAUACCAGAUUGGGAUCACACCUAG